Messenger RNA from Ectocarpus sp. CCAP 1310/34, 2148 nucleotides. The record is from the annotation of a GenBank genome assembly. Lineage: Eukaryota; Phaeophyceae; Ectocarpales; Ectocarpaceae.
GUCUGAGAUUGUUUCUCCCUCCGUCGUUGACCCGAGCGAUUCUCGUGAAGUUGUGAUCAACCCCCUCAUCCCCCAGGACCAUUUGCCUCUCAUGGAUAUGAGCAUGUUCCUUGAUGUUGGCCUGAUGGAUGGAAAAGACUCGGUCCCACAGGGUGAUUUUUUUCCGGAUGCCCUUGAUGUUUGCGAUUCCGCAACACCCCCUCCCCCCGCGUUUCCCGUGAUGAGUGAUGACUUGGAGUGCCUGAAAGGUUUUGUUGCUGGAUGCAGUGAGCAGCAGACCGUAGCUCCCCCCUCUCUCUCGCAUGCCUUGGCGAUUAUCGCCCCCGGUGCUUCCCCAUUUUCGGUAGGAAAAUCCACGCCCACCAUCGACAUUAAUUUGUUCCAUGCCUCCACCGGCCAUGUCAACGAAUUCUUGAUGCGUGAAACGGCCAAGCAGCAGGGCGUACGAUUGGUGGGGGAGAUGCAGCCGUGUGUGGGCUGCGUGGAAGCGAAGGGUAGGCGGGCCCCGGUGCCGCGGCGUGGCACCCGCGCGGCGGUACCGUUCGGCAAAAUCCACAUCGACCUCACGGGCCCGUUCUCUGACGCGUUGGACGGCUCCCGGUAUCUGAUCAUGUUCGUGGACAGCGCAUCGCGGUGGCAACGGGGGUACGAGAUGCGGGCCAAGAGCGACACCCUGAAGUUCGUGCAGCGGUUUCUCGCCGACAUGAACGGCAUGGGCACUCCGGGGUGUUUCCGCAUGGACAACGGCGGCGAGUUCACCGGCUCCGCGUUCACCUCGUUCUGCGACGCUGCUGGCAUUCGGCGCGAGUACACCGCCCCCGACACCCCCAAGCAAAACGCGGUGGUCGAGAGCGCCAUUUGGCGCGCCAUGAAGGGGGGCCACGCCGCUCGCCGCCACAUCCUCGCCAUGGGCCACGUCGACCUCUCCUCCGUCCCCAACGUCGGCGUCAACGGACAUCGCCUGUGGCUCGCGUCGGCGCUGUGGGCAUCCGCCUGCUUCAACCGCUCGGCGACGAAGGCCAACCUGGGCUGGAUGUCUCCGUUUGAGGCGUUCUUCGGCCGGAAACCGCCCCUCACCGUCGUCCCUUUUUUCCAGGAGGGGAUGAUGCGCGUGAAGCGGGCUACCAAGGCGGACGUCCAAUCCGCGCGGUGCUUCUACCUGCACGGCGCCAACAACCACUCGACGUCUACCGCCGUCGUUCUUCGCGCUGACACCGGUCGCCUCGCCCUCACCAACAACGUCGUGUGGGUCAACCGCCGGGCAGGAGCGCCGGCGCCGGUGCCGGCCAUCGGGGGGGGUUCUUCGGUCACCGCGGCGCCCUCGCCGGGCGCCGCCGUACCUGCGGCCGCUGCCGCACCGCCGCCGCCCCCGUCGACAAGGAUGUACACAUACAUCCCGCCUGCACCACCGACCACCACACCGCCGCCGCCCGCUUCUCCGCCGAUCUUCACAGGAUCAUCAGCCCCGUCGCCGAUCUCCACGGCGUCGUCGAGUGCACCGCCGUCCACCGUAGCCACGCCGCCCCGUCCACCGCCGACACCACCGCCCGCAAGCGCCGCCGCUCCCGCUCCCCAUCACCCGCCGCUUUCACAGCGAGCCGUCAGAGAGUUGGGCGAGAAGGAAACCAGGGUACAUGGCCGUACGCGCGGCGACCGAGUGCGCUUCAUGGAUGAGCAACAGCAACCGCCGUCGCCGUCAGGUGGCGGCACCGCUCUCCACCACCGCCUUGGACUGUUGGCGAUGAUGGACAAGGACUCCCUCAUCUCGUCGCUGGCCACCCGCGAGGCCGUCGACCAAGGACGUGGGAGCUGGGGGGCCCGUGGAUUCCGGGGGGGGGGGAGACCGCACAUGUUCGCCUCGAUGUUCGCCACCCGCGAGGACGUGGACGCUGCUCUUCGCGCCGAGCGUCCUCCUGACAAGAUGCCGGACCUUCCUCACUGCCUCGCCAGCGACCUCCGAGUGCCGAAAACGUUGAAGGAGGCCAUGCGGUCUCAACAUUCAGAGUUGUGGGAUGAUGCAGUCGGUCGAGAGUUUUUCGGUUUGCUGGAUGCAGGAACUUUUAGUCCGGUGUAGCAACCAGUAGAGAACGCCAUCAAUGCCAAGUGGGUUUUUAACUGUAAAGCAGACGAGUACGGAUGGCCGACUAA